Molecule: messenger RNA, 222 nt
Organism: Heterostelium album PN500
Lineage: Eukaryota; Evosea; Eumycetozoa; Acytosteliales; Acytosteliaceae
Exons: 3
Coding region: 1-222 (73 amino acids)
Source: RefSeq, a predicted model, not a curated record
AUGACUUUAAUUGCAUCAAUCACAAAACUCGGUUCAUCAGUUCAAUCAAAUCAAACAUUCAAGAAUGAUUUAAUGGUAUCUGGAAUCAACGGAAAUAGUUUAAUUGGACAAUCUUCAAACUCAACUGAAUCACUUAUCAAUUUGAACAUUCUUGCCAAUGUCUUGGGUAUAUUGGGUAUUAAAGUUUGUGCUUCUGUAUUAAAUUCUAUCGAAACUUACUAA